Molecule: messenger RNA, 976 nt
Organism: Planococcus citri (citrus mealybug)
Lineage: Eukaryota; Metazoa; Arthropoda; Insecta; Hemiptera; Pseudococcidae
Exons: 4
Coding region: 193-813 (206 amino acids)
Biological process (GO): vesicle-mediated transport
Cellular component (GO): membrane
Source: RefSeq, a predicted model, not a curated record
AACUAAUUUAUCAAUAAUUAUCAAAUUCUUCAAGUUUUCGAAAAAUUGAAUAAUUGAAGGAUCAAGAUUGAAUAAUUUAUUAGUUGUCGUGAAAAUCAAUUAAACUUCGUUACAGCAGCUAAGAUUGUGAAUGAUUCAACGCUAGUAUCUGUAGAAUUCUCACCAAGAAGCUGUGAACUUUACGAGCUUACGAUGAGCAACCUGAAAGAUGAAUUAAAUCAGUAUUUAAACCGAGGCGAUCAAACGAAGAAUGGCAUUUCAUUUGGUAAACAAACUUUCAAUAAAAUUUUCAAGAAAUUGGAAACUGAAGAUAACGAGGAUCUAUUGAACAGUAAUAAUCAGAAAUAUUAUCAAGGAUGGUUUGAGUGUCCCUCGCUGAGUCGAAUGCAAAAACUCAUCUGUUUCUGCAUAUGUUUGUGUGUAAGUGGUCUGUUUUUCGGAUUAUCUCUUCUGUACAUUCCUGUAAUUGUCUUGAAGGCUAGAAAAUUCGCAUUAUGCUUCACCCUUGGGAGUUGUUCUACUUUGUGCAGUUUUGCUUUUCUUUGGGGACCAGUAAACUACCUAAAACAUCUUUGUUCAGUGGAACGUUUACCAUUCACAGCGGUUUAUUUUGCUUCAUUAAGCGCAACUUUAUAUUUUGCCAUGGUUAUGCAAAGUACCAUACUUACAGCAUUAUGUGCUGUAAUUCAGAUAGUUUCGUUAGUAUGGUUCGUUGUUACUUAUAUUCCCGGAGGUCAGACCGGAUUGUCAAUGUUUAGAAGAAUUUUUACUUCGGCAGUUUCCUCUUCGGUUUCUAAUACACUACCUGUGUAAAUUUGUUAUUUAGGAGUUGCAUCAAGUUCCUACGUACAAUUUUUUUAAUUUUUAAAUUUUGCCAUGUUGUAACCUCAUGUCAAUUUUGUGUUCUAUGUAAUGUCAUAUUUAUUCAUUAUUAUUUUUAUGUAUCGAAUUUCUGUUAUUAAAUGUUUUCUAAAAU